AUUCACGCAGCAACAAGAACAAAGCAUCAUCCUCUUUUUUGAACGCACUCCGGUGCUUGUCAUUGUCUAACUUGUGAAUUUCAAAAUCACAAGUGAGAACAAGAAAGUUUUCCACAUUGUUUGAGCAAGCUAUGGGCAUAUGAACCAGCACAUUUCAAGAGGAGGAAGUUAGGAUUAGGCGGUAGAAAGCCACUUGCUGUGCUACGUAAAACGAUAUACUAAUCGCAUCGCGUCAUAAAAUGCUGUGGAUUUUAAGAUAACUUCCUAGUAGUUCUGUUGAGGUAUCGUGCCAAAAAUCAUGCCAGACAGGAGGGGAAAUUGGUCCAUCGCGCUCGUACGGCACGGGGCAACGGAAUGGACUGCUACUGGCCAGCAUACGGGCGCCACUGACAUCCCGCUCUCUGACGUGGGGGUUAAACAGGCUCAAUGUCUGGGUCGCCACUUUGCUCGGACUUUCCACGGUGACCUAACCCGCCAGUAUGCCUACGCAUUUGUGAGCCCAAAGGAACGGGCAAAGCAAACCUGCGACGUAGUGCUCAAACUUGCAGGCGGAAAAACUCUAAAAGUGAUUGAAGACCGUGAUCUUGCAGAGUGGAACUAUGGAGAGUACGAGGGAUUGACGUCAGCAGAGAUUCGGAAACGAGAUCCAGCAGGUGAAGAUUGGAACGUCUUCAUUCAUGGCUGUCCGGGUGGGGAGACAGCAGCAGAUGUGGGCAAAAGGGUAGACAGGUUUCUGCAGAGAGCGAGGGAACUUGCCCUCAGCCUGGACAACCCGAAGAACAUUCUGGCAUUCUCCCAUGGGCAUGUUCUGAGAGUUCUAGGGGCGCGAUGGAUAGGAUUGCCUCCAGAUCACGGUCGAUUCCUCGCGUAUAACACUGCAGCGGUGUCAUAUUUGGCCUUUGAGCACAACAAUCUCAAUGAGCCGGUCCUUCAGGAAUGGAAUUCGGUUACCCACCUCGUUGUGGAGGACUGCUUGCAGCAUGAGUUUGAAUGUUCCUUCUGAUGCAUUAAGGGUAGGCGCGUAGCUUUCUAGUCGAACGCCGAAUGAUCUACUGCUGGUUAUCGGUAUUUUGUAGAUUCCUUCGUCGAUUUAGUAAUGCUGCGUAUAGACACUUCCUUUUGAUCUACUUUGUAGUGUAGGAAAAAUGUGCAACGGCAUGUUUCUCUGAAUUGUCAUGUACUUUCCGCAGCAGAUCGCGACCCUGCUGUAGGUUAGUUCGGAACAGAAGCAAGGCAAUACACAUGCCGUAGCGCUUGCUAUUUGGUUCCUGUAAAGAGUAGUUGCAUAGCAGGUUCAUUUAGUAAAACAAGCUGAUCUCGUGGAGGACCUGGUUCACCCACCUUCGCUCCCAAUGUCUUCAAAUACCGUAUUCGCAG
Molecule: messenger RNA, 1377 nt
Organism: Spizellomyces punctatus DAOM BR117
Lineage: Eukaryota; Fungi; Chytridiomycota; Chytridiomycetes; Spizellomycetales; Spizellomycetaceae
Exons: 8
Coding region: 299-1003 (234 amino acids)
Molecular function (GO): phosphatase activity
Source: RefSeq, a predicted model, not a curated record